UGUAGACAUUGCAUAGUGUUGUAGUCCAUGAGCGACACAGGGGACACCGGAGAGAACGACCGCAGGAUCCUACGAUCUGCCAGGGGCCCGUUAACUCACGUGUCCCUAGGACCGGAGGGUGAUAGGGAACUGUUCCGCCGGCAGAGGGAGAGGAGAGCUAGAGCAGCCGAGGCCAGCAGAACCUUAAUUGGUGAGGCUGGUGCUACAGCAGCCAUGGCUACAACAGCCACGAGCACGUCUACGCAACAGACUUCUCAAGCCGGUAGCUCAGGUACCGCCGGGUCCACGGUCGCACAAACCGUGAGUCAGUCCACUGGCUUACUAUUAAGCCAGCCCGCGGUGUUGUCCUUUGAGGAUGUCGCCAUCCAGCAGGCAGCCCUGCAAGAGGCACAGUUACAGCAGGCAUUAGGACAGAUAAAGAGAGAGAAGGAAAUGAUGAUUAGAAGGAGAGUCAGGAUGCAACGAAGAGGGGCAGACAUAGAGGAGUUAGAGAGGAUGCACCUGACCACUAUGGAUGAUGAUGUGAGAGUAGUUAGGAUGGCCCUGCUAGGCGUUAUAGAAAUGCAGGAGCAUCAAACUACCAUCCUCCAUGACAUCCCACAGAGCCUAGCCGUUUUGGCAGGCCGUGCUCAGGCAGCACCAUCUCCAUCAGGGCCUGGUGCCUGGCCUGUGCCAUAUCCUCCCUUCUCUGUCCCACCGGUGACUGGGGUAUCCCCAUAUGUAGCCCCGUCAACGGUUGCUAUCGUUUCCCUGGGCAUGCCGCUGUCAGGAGGGGUAUCAGCAGGGAGUAGUUUACAGGUUCCUGUUCAGACAGUGUUUACUCCAAGUCCGUCACAGGUUGCAAUCACCACGCAACCUGCUUUCUCGCAGCCAGUGCAGCUUCAGGGCACACAGCCCCAGCAGCUAGCACAACAACCUAUUUCACCGGGUCCACAGCCUGGAAUGAUGCAUGGACCGGGACAGACACAGUGGGUUCCAAAGACGGCCAUCACCGCUCCCAAACCUUUUACAGGGGAUAAGAGAGGCGAGGACCUCGACACAUGGUUGAGGGUUGUGMCGGUCUACGUCAAGUGCAAACUCUCCUUGCCGCAUGAAGAAGUGUUUGUGGYUGCGUCUUACCUCGAGGGUAGUGCAGCAAGAUGGUUGAGCGGUCUAGUGCAACUUCAGGGRUAUGGUCAUGACUUCCUCRCUUGGGCGGCCUCCCARAAAUUGGAGGACUUCCUAAAGAUGGUGGAGGAGAGGUGGCAUGAUCCUCAGGAGGCUCAAAGGGCCACUGACGCGAUCCUGAUACUGCACACGCGGCAGUUCAAGUYAGUAAGGGAAGCCACCGACGCUGUAGAGCGUUUGAUCUGUGUCCCUGGGGUACGUUAUGAUCCUCAGCGCCUGAGUCGACCUGUGGAGUCGACCUGUGCCAACAAACAGCGCAUGGUAGUUAAUGACUACCUCCAUGAUGUAGAGUAUGUUUUCCCGUACGCGGGAGGGGACUUGAGACAUCGUGUCUCGUUCCUGGUGAGUGACGAGCUCCCAAUGGACAUGUUACGAGGGGUUGUUGAGAGGGAGGUCGUCCACGCAAUAGAGAUUAUCCCAGGGUCUAGUAUUCCAAGGGGGAGGAUCUAUCGGAUGUCUCCAGGCGAGCUUGAUGAGCUUCGCCGCCAACUCAAGGAACUCGUAGAGAAGGGCUGGAUCCGGCCGAGUGUCUCUCCUUAUGGGUCUCCAGUUUUAUUCAUGCCUAAGAAGAAGGAGGGAACCCUUAGGAUGUGCAUUGACUAUAGGGGCCUCAAUGCCAUCACUGUCAAGAACAGAGAGCCCCUACCGCGCAUCGACGAUCUGCUAGAUAGAGUGCAAGGGUGUCGGUACUUCAGCAAGAUAGAUCUGAAGUCCGGGUUCCAUCAGAUUGCCAUACGGCCCGAGGAUCAACACAAAACCGCUUUUCAGACCAGGUACGGUCUGUACAAAUUUGUGGUGAUGCCUUUUGGCCUUUGCAAUGCUCCUGGCACCUUUCAGCACGCUAUGAAUCGGAUAUUCCAUGACUACUUGGAUAAGUUUGUCAUCGUGUACCUCGAUGACAUACUUAUUUUCAGUAAGACUGUCGAGGAACAUGUGGCACAUCUGGACAAAGUCCUCGGCCUCCUGCGACAGCACAAGUUCAAUAUCAACGGUGAGAAGUGCGAGUUUGGCCGCACCCGUGUCUUGUACUUGGGUCAUGAGAUUUCUGCGGAGGGAUUGAAGCCCGAUGAUGCGAAGGUGGCCAAAAUUCGUGAUUGGCCACGUCCUCAGUCUGUGACUGAGAUGAGAUCUUUCUUAGGAAGGACAGGCUACUAUAGGACUUUCGUUAAGAACUACAGCAUAGUGACCGCUCCUUUGACUGAUCUUACCCGCCUUGAUACCCCUUGGGAGUGGACAAAUAAGUGCGAGGCUGCUUUCAGACAUCUGAAGCAUGCACUGACRCACUAUGAAGUCUUGAAACUUCCUGAUCCUGACAAGCCGUUUAUAGUCACAACGGAUGCCAGCCAAUAUGGCAUUGGCGUCGUGCUUGCGCAGCAGGAGGGGCCAAAGUUGAGGCCAGUAGAGUACAUGUCCAAGAAAAUGUCGUCUCAGAAGUUGGCUAAGUCCAAUUAUGAGAAGGAACUCUAUGCGGUGUACAAGGCUCUCACCCAUUUGAGACACUAUCUCCUUGGGCGGUUCUUCAUCCUCCGGACUGAUCAUCAGACCCUGCGAUGGAUGAGAACACAACCGGUACUCGCUGAUGCUCUCAAGCGUUGGAUCGAAGUCAUUGAGCAAUAUGACUUUGACCCUCAGUAUCUCAAAGGGGAGUAUAACAAGGUUGCUGAUGCCUUGUCGCGCAGACCGGACUUCUCAGGUGCGCUGAUUACUGAGUUCGAUCUGACGGACGAUGUUACUCAGUCUUUGGUGGAAGCCUAUCGUCAAGACCAGUUUAUGUCUGAGAUCAUACGCAGACUUGAGGCGAAGGAUAAGAAGACCUCCGCCGAGUUUGAAUUGGUCAAUGGAUUGGUCUUCCUAGAGAAGGCAGGGAAUAAACGCUUGUGUGUUCCAAAUAGCGAGUCUUUGCGUAGUUUGUUUUUAGGCUAGUGUCAUGAUGCCACCGGCCAUUUUGGGUACAAGAAGACCGCAACCAACUUGCUGCAGCGGUUCUGGUGGCCCACGAUGAUGAAAGAUACACAGCUGUACGUGGAAACUUGUCAAGUAUGCCAAAGAGACAAGCCCCGUACUCAGGCUCCUCUAAAACGGGCACAUGGAUCCGACCGUGAAAAUGGUUGGAUACAUUCCCCUAGGUGCCAAUGUGAUGAGCCUUACAAUCCUCUAACAAAACACAUCUUGAGCA
Messenger RNA from Chara braunii, 3343 nucleotides. Lineage: Eukaryota; Viridiplantae; Streptophyta; Charophyceae; Charales; Characeae. The record is from the annotation of a GenBank genome assembly.